Penicillium canescens is the source of this 951-nucleotide messenger RNA. Its product is annotated as putative alpha-1,6-mannosyltransferase subunit. Gene Ontology annotation, cellular component: mannan polymerase complex; Golgi membrane. Bases 1 to 951 code for a protein of 316 amino acids. Gene Ontology annotation, biological process: protein N-linked glycosylation. The transcript is spliced from 3 exons. NCBI's taxonomy places the organism in Eukaryota, Fungi, Ascomycota, Eurotiomycetes, Eurotiales, Aspergillaceae. The record is from RefSeq and is a predicted model, not a curated record. Gene Ontology annotation, molecular function: alpha-1,6-mannosyltransferase activity.
AUGCAAUUCGCCCUACCUCCACGGAGGAGUCCCCUCCCAAUCGCGCGAUCAUCGCGAACGCCGUCCUACCGAAGAAAGCAGCUCAAGACAGUCGCCAUAUUCGGCUUCGCAAUUUUCUCUCUCCUCUACCUAUUACACCAUUUCUUCUCCUCAACCUCGACACCCGCUGCUGCAUCAGCAGGCACUUCAGGUGUCGUGAUUGUCACACUACUUGAUCGCAAACACUUUAGUGAAAGCUAUGUGAAGAAGAUCGUCGCAAACCGGGAAGAUUAUGCAAAGCGUCAUGGGUAUACAAACUUCUUCGCCAGCAUCUCCGACUACGACGAAGCCAUCGGCGACGCCCCAAAAAGCUGGGCAGUCGCCCCAGCAGUCCGACAUGCAAUCGCCACCCACCCGCGCGCGGCAUACUUCUUCCAUCUGAGCCCCCACUCUCUCAUCAUGAACCCGAGCAAAUCGCUCAAAUCACACCUUCUCGAAAAGGGCCGGUUGGAAUCUUUGAUGUUGAAGGAUACGCCCAUCGUGCCGCCCGAUAGCAUCAUCAAGACAUUCACACAUCUAAAGGAGAAGGAUGUGGAUCUGAUUAUCACGCAGGACAAGGAGGAUCUCAAUCCCGGGAGUUUUAUCCUUCGGAACGGAGAGUUUGCGCGGUUUUUCCUUGAUAUCUGGUUUGAUCCGUUGUAUCGGAAUUACAAUUUUGCUAAGGCGGAAAUUCAUGGUUUGGAUCAUAUCAUGCAAUGGCAUCCGACUGUUCUUGCCCGCACUGCCUUGGUACCUCAGCGUACUUUGAGUUCGUAUGGCAAAGAUUCCUCGACUGCUUCGUUGGAUGGGAUCUACAAAGAUGGUGAUCUUGUAGUUCAAUUCCAGGGCUGUGAGGAAACAGAGGGCCGUGAUUGCGCGCAAGAAUUUGAGCCAUAUUACAAGUUGUGGCAGAAGAAAGUGAAGAGUGACUAA